GCUAAUGUAUUCGCCAGAGCCGUGAAACAGGAAACAAGAAUCUGCUUCACUGUGAAUAAGUGAAAUGAUUUAUUGUGCAAGUGUGGAUCGGACCAAGUGCACCAUGAGAGCUCAGAUCAUCAUCCUCAUUAUCUCCGCCACAACAGAACACUGUGGGGCCGAAGUCAAACCUGUGGUGACCUUUACACCCAAAUGGAGGAUUAUAUUUCCAUAUGAAUCAGUGACGAUAUCCUGUAACGUGGGAUCUACGACUCAGGGGAACCUAAGAUACUACUGGUCCAAAGAUGGUAAAGCACUGUCUCAAAGUCAUCAUCAAAGGGCAAUCAAAAUCGAGUCAGCAUCGGAUGAGAAUACAGGGAGUUACCAAUGCUGGGUCAAAGCUGAGCUCAAAAGUGAUGCAGUCAGACUAGAAGUGGUCGGCACCCCUCUGAUCCUGCAGACUCCGUCAGUCGUCUACGUAGGGGAACCACUGACUCUGAGAUGUCACAGUUUUUUUAGUUACAAAAAGACAAACACAACCUUCUACAAGAAUAAAACUGCCAUUCACUUCUCCGUCAACGACACCGAGUUGCGGUUUACAAGUGUAGACUGGAAUGUGGCCGGGUCCUACAGCUGCUCCCAAAAAAUACUCCUCCAUGAGACAUAUAAGACAUUCAAUGCUACAGCAACUGUGUCCGUCCAAGAGCGGCCUCACAUAAUGACUCUGCGGUCUCCAUGGAUUUUGGUCAUUGCCCUUCUUCUCCUGCUCUCUGCUGCUCUCCUGAUCUUCAUGUGGCAACAAAAGCUUCAGAAUAGAGGGCAACACCUUGAGCAUUCCAUCACAGAACCUCUGAGAAAAUGUGGGUCUGAAGAAGAUGAUGUGUGUUACACGUAUAUAGGAAUGAACCAUGUACAGACAGCUUUGCCUGCUCAACAGCCAGAUGAUGACUACUCCAUUGUAUAUUCCUUGGUGACACCAGCAGUAGGCACAGUAGAAUGAACAGACUCUUCAUUGACUUGUCAAAAAAGAUCUUCACCAAGUUGGCAGCCGACAAAUAAACUCAUCACAAGACAUCAAAGUGACCAGAAAAUCUACACAAGCUGUUUUAAAUUGCCCUUCAUUAAUUUAGCACGGAAGAAACGGUUCCAUACAUGGUAUCUGUGUUAAUACUGAUCUGUUGUAAUUAGUUCUACUAAUAAACUGUUGAGAUAGAAACUUCUGUUUAAACAUGGA
This is a messenger RNA of Bufo gargarizans (Asiatic toad), 1213 nucleotides long. Its product is annotated as low affinity immunoglobulin gamma Fc region receptor II-like. Gene Ontology annotation, molecular function: transmembrane signaling receptor activity. Lineage: Eukaryota; Metazoa; Chordata; Amphibia; Anura; Bufonidae. The transcript is spliced from 8 exons. The record is from RefSeq and is a predicted model, not a curated record. Bases 65 to 979 code for a protein of 304 amino acids. Gene Ontology annotation, biological process: cell surface receptor signaling pathway.